Messenger RNA from Danio rerio (zebrafish), 6574 nucleotides. NCBI's taxonomy places the organism in Eukaryota, Metazoa, Chordata, Actinopteri, Cypriniformes, Danionidae. The record is from RefSeq and is a predicted model, not a curated record.
UAGGCGGGACCAGCAGCUCUGUGUGGUCGAGACGGCUGUCAAUCGUGUAUUCAAAGACACGCCCACACCUCUCAGAGUAGAGCUGCACAUUGAACGUACAUACAUAUCAGAAGCCGUGUGCGCUUUCGGAUGUACGCUCGUGCACCUCUCGCACAUAUGACAGGAUAUAAGCUCGAAAGAAGAAGAAAUGCCAAUCUCCGUCAUAUGCCGUGCGGGUUACACAUCAUUACACGUAGUUUUAUAGAGGUGAGCGGCGAUGUGUGGAUACGUAAUAAUAACGCUGACUGACGGAGCGGGGUCGCGCGCUUGUUAACGCACAACACUGUGUGCGGCUCGCGCGUAAACUUUGAGAACUUCACAGCAUCACUUCUCAUUUUUGACGGGCGAGGUGAAACAACAGCGCAAAGCAUGGCGACACAAAACGACUGCUCUGUCAAGGUCUCUUUAAGGAUCCGUCCUCAGAUGGCGAAGGAGAAGAUCGAGGGAUGCCACAUCUGCACCUCCGUCACUCCCGGCGAGCCGCAGGUGCUCUUGGGUAAAGAUAAAGCCUUCACGUAUGACUUUGUGUUUGACCUGGAUGCUCAUCAGCAGCAGAUCUACAGCGCCUGCGUUCACAAGCUCAUCGAGGGCUGCUUUGAGGGAUACAACGCUACCGUCUUCGCUUACGGACAGACAGGCUCAGGAAAGACGUACACCAUGGGCACUGGUUUUGACGUGAGCGUGUCGGAGGACGAGCAGGGGAUCAUCCCGCGGGCCGUACACCAGCUCUUUCAGGGCAUCCAGAAACGCAGACUAGAGGCUCAGAGCGCAGACAUCCCUCCGCCAGAUUUCAAAGUCAGCGCACAGUUCCUGGAGCUCUACAAUGAGGAGAUCCUGGACCUGUUUGACAGCACGCGUGAUCCUGAGGCUCGAGGCCGGAAGUCCAAUAUUAAGAUCCACGAAGACGGCAGCGGAGGAAUCUACACCACUGGAGUGACCUCACGACUGGUCAGCUCAGAGGACGAGCUCCUGCAGUGUCUAAAGCUGGGCGCUCUCUCCCGCACCACCGCCAGCACACAGAUGAACGCCCAGAGCUCCCGUUCGCACGCCAUCUUCACCAUCCACCUCUGCCAGAUGAGAGUCUGCCCACAGCCACAACUGGUGAACGGAGAGCUGAAUGGAGUCUCUGACGGCUCCAUGUCUCAGUCCGAAUACGAGACGCUCUCUGCCAAGUUUCACUUUGUGGAUCUGGCGGGAUCAGAGCGUCUCAAACGCACCGGAGCCACAGGAGAGCGCGCACGGGAGGGCAUCUCCAUCAACUGUGGACUGCUGGCUCUGGGUAACGUGAUUAGUGCUCUGGGGGAUCAGAGUAAGAGGGCUGGACAUGUGCCUUACAGAGACUCCAAACUCACCCGCCUGCUGCAGGACUCACUGGGAGGAAACAGUCGGACUGUGAUGAUUGCCUGCGUGAGCCCGUCUGAUCGCGACUUCAUGGAGACCCUGAACACGCUGAAGUAUGCCAACCGGGCCCGCAACAUCAAGAACAAGGUGAUCGUCAACCAGGAUAAAACCAGCCAGCAGAUCAGCGCGUUACGAGCCGAGAUCGCACGACUACAGAUGGAGAUCAUGGAGUAUAAAGCGGGAAAGCGAGUGGCCUGUGACGAGGGAUCAGAAGGUUUUAGCGAUUUGUUUCAGGAGAACUCGAUGCUCCAGAGAGAGAAUGACACUCUUCGAAUGCGAGUUAAAGCCAUGCAGGAAACCAUCGACCAUCUCAAUACUCGCGUCACGCAACUGCUAACAAACGGAGUCAACCUGCUGCUCACAAAGACCGGAGAGACAAAUGAAGAGAUUGGCAAUCUCAUCCAGAACUACAUUCGGGAAAUUGAAGAGCUGAGGUCUAAGCUGCUGGAAAGUGAAGCCAUGAACGAGUCUCUGAGGCGCAGUUUGUCUCAUCUGUCGUCCCGCUCUCCGUAUCCCGCAUCCCACCCAUCUGCUCCAUCCAUUGGCUCCUCCCCCUCUGUUUCCAUGGAGGCGGAGAUGACCGAUGUGAUUCGCCAGGCCAAAUUAGAUGUGGAGCGGCUGAAGAAGAAAGAGAGGAAUCAGAGGAGGAAGAGUCCAGAGAAAGAGAAGGGUUUGAAGAAGAGAGCCAAACUUCAUCCCGAGGAUAGCGGAGUGAAGAGUGAGAACGGGCUGAACCGAGCGAAUGAAGAGAGACGAGAAAAUGGAGAUGGAGACUCUGAUAAUGAGCCUGAAGAGGAUGGCAUGUAUCCACUGCAGGAGGAUGAUCACGGUGAGAGCGGCUGCGAUGAAGAAGAGGAAGAGGAAGAGGAAACCAGGGAGGAGGAAGAGUUCGACAGCGACGAGAGCUUGGUGGAUUCGGACUCUGACAACGAUGAGAAAGUGAACCUGCAGGCAGAUCUGGCGGACCUGACGUGCGAGAUCGAGAUCAAGCAGAGACUCAUCGAUGAGCUGGAGAACAGCCAACGGCGGCUGCUGACGCUCAAGAGUCAGUAUGAGGAGAAGCUGAUCCUGCUGCAGAACAAGAUCAGAGACACCCAGCUGGAGAGAGACCGCGUGCUGCACAACCUCAUGUCGAUGGAGAACUACACUGAAGAGAAAGCCAGUAAGGUGAAGUCCGAGUACGAGAAGCGCCUGAAGGAGAUGAACCGGGAUCUGCUGAAGCUCCAGGCCGCACAGAAGGAGCACGCGCGUCUGCUGAAGAACCAGGGCCGAUACGAGAGAGAGCUGAAGAAACUGCAGUCUGAGGUGGCCGAGAUGAAGAAGGCAAAGGUGGCACUGAUGAAGCAGAUGAAGGAGGAGCAGCAGAGGAGGAGGAUGAUAGACGCCAAGAGGAACCGAGAAAUCGCACAACUGAAGAAAGAGCAGCGGCGACAAGAGUAUCAGAUUCGUGCUCUGGAGUCCCAGAAGCGGCAGCAGGAGCUGGUGUUGCGCAGGAAGACUCAGGAGGUGACGGCGCUCCGGCGUUUGGCUAAGCCCCUGUCAGAGCGGGCAGCUGGACGAGUGUCCCGCAGACUCACCAGUGUGGACUCUGGAGCAGAACUGUCCACCAGCACCACCACCACCACCUCCUCUGAGCCAGAGUCUAGCCGCUCCGUCUCCAGCAUCAUCCGCCACUGGAACACCAAACUCAACGGGUACCUGGGGGAAACCGACAGCCAUGCACCUGCGGCAAACAUGGCCAGUAGCAGAAAAAAGUUCCAGCGGAAGGGUCCGAGCAGCGGUUUCUCCAAGACGGCGCGUCAGAAGUGGCAGUCUCUGGAGAGGAGGAUCAUGGACAUCGUCAUGCAGAGAAUGACCAUCACUAAUGUGGAGGCGGAUAUGGACCGCCUCAUUAAGAAACGCGAGGAGCUCUCAGUGCAGCAGGAGGCGCUGCUGCGUAAGAGAGAGAAGCUGCUGAGUGAAAGCUUCAGAGAAGAGGACGAGGAGAGACUCCUGCAGGAGAUGAACGAGGAGAUCGAGGUGCUCAACGCUAAUAUAGACUACAUCAGCGACAGCCUGUCUGACUGCCAGGCCACCAUCGUGCAGAUUGAGGAGACCAAGGAUGAGCUGGACUCUGUGGACACAUCAGUGGUCAUCAGCUCCUGCUCUCUGGCUGAAGCUCGAUCUCUACUCGACUACUUCCUCAAAGCCUCCAUUGACAAGGGUUUACAGGUCGCCCAGAAGGAGGCUCAGAUUCGCCUGCUGGAAGGUCAGCUGCGGCAGACUGAUGUGAUCGGCUCGUCCCAUAAUCACAUGAUCCUGGACGCUCUGAGGGAAAAGGCGGAGUGCAUCCCUGAACUGCAGGCUUUAAUCCAUAAUGUCCAACAAGAGAACGGCUAUGCCAGCACAGAUGAGGAGGUGUCUGAGUUCAGUCAGGCCUCGGAGAGCGGAUUUUCCCAAAUGAAGUUGUCUGCGAGUCAAGAUGACUUUAAGAUGAAGGUUGAGCCUCGACUCUCCGCACAAAUGAAGGCGGUUUCAGCCGAGUAUUUGGGCCCAAUUCUGGACCUGAACUCUAAAAACAUCACCAAGUCUCUGGCGUCCCUGUCAGAGAUCCAGGAGAACGGUUUGCUCCUCAAAGACACAUACUGUAGAGAGCUGGUGUCUCGAACCAUCAGCCUGCCCAUCAGAGGACACACAUUAAGUCCAGACGUGGGCUACACUCCUCCUCCAUCUCCUCCGCUCCGACAACGUAAUGACCGCAAUGUGUUUUCCCGCUUGACCAGCAACCAGAGCCAGGGCUCAGCACUCGACAAGUCGGAUGACAGCGACUCCUCUCUCUCGGAGGUGCUCAGGGGUGUGAUCACUCCCACAGGUGGGCUGAAGGGGGGCAGGACAGCCCCUCUGCAGUGCGUGGCCAUGGCUGAAGGACACACCAAACCUGUGCUCUGCCUGGACGCCACCGAUGAACUGCUUUUCACCGGCUCUAAAGAUCGAACUUGCAAGAUGUGGAACCUGGUCACCGGGCAGGAAAUUGUGACCCUGAGAGGGCAUCCUAACAACGUAGUAUCUGUCAAAUAUUGCUGCAACUCCAGCCUAGUCUUCACGGUUUCAACCUCAUUUAUCAAAGUUUGGGACAUUCGGGAUUCUGCCAAGUGUGUUCGAACAUUCACGUCAUCGGGUCAGGUGGUCUCGGGAGACGCCUGUGCUGGAACAACCACCCGCACCAUCACGACAGCCCAGGGCGAGUACCAAAUCAACCAAAUCGCCCUCAAUCCUUCAGGAUCAGUGCUCUACGCGGCUGCAGGAAACACUGUCCGCACUUGGGAUCUCAAUAGAAUGCAGGCCACCGGGAAGCUGACAGGACACAUCGGCUCAGUGAUGUGUCUUACAGUGGGUUAUUCUGCCGGAGGCAAAGACCAGGUGAUCACUGGAUCCAAAGACCAUUAUGUCAAGAUAUUUGACGUUGCGGAGGGAGCUCAGGGAAACAUCGGCCCCGCUCAUAACUUUGAGCCUCCUCAUUACGAUGGCAUUGAGUGUCUCGCUGUACACGGUGACGUGCUUUUCAGUGGCUCCCGGGACAACGGCAUUAAGAAAUGGGAUCUGCGACAGCAGGAACUGAUUCAGCAAAUCCCAAAUGCACAUAAGGACUGGGUGUGUGCGCUGGCGUUUGUUCCCGGGCGGCCGAUGCUCCUCAGCGCCUGCCGGGCAGGAAUGCUGAAGGUGUGGAACGUGGACAACUUCACGCCCAUCGGGGAUAUCAAGGGUCACGACAGCCCCAUCAAUGCCAUCUGCACCAACUCCAAACAGAUCUUCACUGCAUCCAGUGACUGUCGGGUGAAGUUGUGGAGUUAUGUCCCCGGCCUCACGCCCUGUCUGCCCCGGCGGGUUCUGGCCAUCAAGGGCCGGGCCACCAGCCUCCCCUGAGCCUCCAUUAAAACCUCCCGCCUGCUCCUCUGUGACAUGAGAGUGAAGAUCUGGAAUCCGAAGAUGGGGAAGAAAAGGUGACGAUCCUCCAUUAUGGAAGCGAGUCUUAUCGAUGGUGCCUUUUUUGGAGGUUGUCGAAUGAUUGGACGCCACGACUUUAGGUGUCCGAAAACCAGACGUCUCACUCCAGAAAGCCGGAUUCAGGAAUGAGAUGAGAUGCAUCCCUUUGAACCUGGCGUUCAGAGAAAUAUGAUCAGUUUGAGGAUCUCCACUAUUUCUUCUGGAUGCCGAAAGAACACUUCUAUUUUUUUGGAAAUAUAUUUACAAGUCACCAAGAGUUAAACUGGUCAAUUUGACCAAUUUUAAAUCCCUUUAGCUGAUCUCCGGGUCUGGAAAGAGCACUUUUAGCUUAGCUUAGCAUAAUUCAUUGAUUCGGAUUAGACCAUUAGCAUCUCGCUCAGAAAUUAUCAGCGUUUCGAUAGUGUUUGUAUUUUGGAUUGACGGAAAAUGAAAAGUUGAUAUUUUAUGCGUUGAUAGGGUUGGGAACUACACAGUUAAAGAUUCUUGAUUCUUACGCCUAAAUGAUAGUAUAGUCCCUAUACAUAUCAGCCUGGAAAAUAGCAAGUUUUCCCUUUUCGUUGAUCUUGGUACAUGAUGUAACUAAAGAAGAGUCCAGCUUUAAAUAGGACAAUUACCAAAUUAGAGUUUGACUAGUGAAUUUUACCAAUUUUACAUCCAUUUAGCUGAUCUCCAGGUCUGGAAAGAGCACUUUUAGCUUAGCUUAGCAUAAUUCAUUGAUUCGGAUUAGACCAUUAGCAUCUCACUCAGAAAUGAUCAACAAUUUGAUAGUGUUCGUAUUUUAAGCUUGAUUUUUCUGUUAUUACGUUGUGUACUUAGACUGACGGAAAAUGAAAAGUUGAUAUUUUAUGGGUUGAUAGGGUUGGAAACUACACAAUUAAAGAUUCUUGAUUCUUACGCCUCCAUAAUACUUUAGUUCCUAGACAUAUCCGCCUGGAAAAUAGCAACUUUUCCUCUUUCGUUGAUCUUAAAUCACGAUGUAACUACAGAAGAGUCAAGCUUUAAAUAAUAAAAUUACCAAAUUAGAAUUUUGUGAUCAAGAUGCUAAUGGUCUAAUCCAAUUCAAUUAUUUAUGCUAAGCUAAGCUAAUAAUGCUCCUGUCAUCCCUGAAGAUGAGCUAAAUGGAUGAUCUGAAAAUCUCUAGGCCUAAUUU